Molecule: messenger RNA, 8817 nt
Organism: Solea senegalensis (Senegalese sole)
Lineage: Eukaryota; Metazoa; Chordata; Actinopteri; Pleuronectiformes; Soleidae
Gene: chd8
Product: chromodomain helicase DNA binding protein 8
Exons: 39
Coding region: 195-7940 (2581 amino acids)
Biological process (GO): chromatin remodeling
Molecular function (GO): protein binding; ATP-dependent chromatin remodeler activity; ATP binding
Source: RefSeq, a predicted model, not a curated record
CGCUUUCUCUGGCAGGAAUGUUAGUUCCUGCUCUUCCCUGGCCGUUUCCUGUAAUCGUACAGUGUUGUGAGACGGAGAAAGCCAUGUGUGUCGAUGCAAAGCUGUUCAUUUAAAAUCAAGAAAAGGACGACGAUAAGCUUCCAUCUCGGAGUCUUUUAAACAUUGUGCCCGUCUCCCUGUGUGGAGUGGGCAAGAUGGCAGAUCCCAUCAUGGACCUUUUUGAGGACACUCCUCUGUUUAACCUGGAUGCCCUGCCAGAUGACUCCUUCUCUCAAGUCUCUUCAGACCCUGUGGAGGAGGCUCUUAAGCUGGCGUUGGGCCAAGUGGACCCACCGACUGAGCCGGAGUCCACUCCUGAACUCAUGGUCAAUGCUGGCCCCAGUGUUCCUGUAGCAGCCCCCUCUAUCUCAGACCCUACCCCUGUUCAAGUACCUAUACAGCAGUCGGUGCCCGUGGCAACUGCACAGACUGUUUCUAUAGCUGCAGCUCCCAUUAUGAACCCUGCCCCUGCUGAUACUGUACCUCAAAUCCAGGCCCAGACCAACAUACCCAUUGCCAGCAACACCACUGCGGUGUCCAGCAGCACCAUCCUGCUUAGCUCACCUCUGACUGUUUCCUCCUCCCCAGCCACCACUACUGCCACAACAACGCAGCUCACACAGAUAACUCACCAGCUUACUCCCCAGCAGUUAGCUGCCAUUGCACAGCAGGCUGGUGGUAAAAUUGUUAUUCUCAAAGGGCCGCAGGGUCAAGCCCAGGUGCUGCAGACUGUAUCCGGAGCCACAACCCAGACGAGUGGAAAGGUGAUCCGUGUGUUGUCUGGUGGUCCUCUCAAACCUGGCAUGUCCAUAUUGCAGGGGGGCACUGUCUUGAAUCAGGCAAGUCCAGGACAAGCUCAAGUAAAGGGUGGAGGGGUACAGAGAUUGCUACAAUCUCCCAAUGGUCCAGUGAAACAGUUGUUGCUUACUUCCAUGCCACAGCAGACGCAAGGCCAGAUUCAGGUGCAGAUUCCAGCCCAAGCACAGAUGGUUCAAGGCCAGACUCAAGUCCAAGUUCAGCCGCAGGCCCAGGCCACACAAAUCCAGGUACAGGCCCAGGGCCAAGCUGCACAGAUCCAAGGCCAGACAACUCAAAUCCAGGUCCAGGCUCAGACCCAGGUGCAGCUCCAGCCAGCCAUGCAGGCCCAUGGUGCUGAAGGAAAACGGAUAACCCUGGUUCUCCAGCAGCCCUCUCAGACUGGCUCUGCUGCCUCAGUGGGUCAGGCUGUUUCAGCCCAGCAUCAGGUCACAGGAGGUCAACAGCAGCAGCCCCAGACACCGACUAGACUGGUGUUGGGUCAGCUCCCUGGAGGCAAACUGGUGCUCCAGGGAAGCCAGCUGGCUGCACUGACCCAGGCUCGGGCUGCAGGUCAGGCCGGAGGGCAACCCAAAGUCCUCACAAUUCAGCUACAGGUGCAGCAGCAGCCCAACCAACAAGGAGGCGUCAAGUACCAGCUGAUUUCAGGGGCAGGAAAUGCUGGUAACCCACAGGUGUUGCAGAUCUCACAGGGCCAAGGAGGGCAACGAGUUGCAGUGCCACUCAAAAUGCUUCUUCAGCCACAGACAAGCGUGGCAUCUUCAGCCGGUGGCACGGUCUCUGUGGUGAAGGUAAUCAACACAUCUGCAGCAGGCCCCUCCACCACCACCACCACUUCGUCCCAGGCCAUCCGCAUCACCAAGGCCCCAGGCGAGCCUGCCUCAGUUCGACGAGUAGAAAUCUUGUGCAAGCAGGAGAAGGCGAACCGUAUUGUGGCUGAGGCUAUAGCCCGGGCCAAGGCACGUGGUGAGAAGAACCUGCCCAGAGUCCUGAAUCAGGAUGAGCUUCCAUCAACCCAGACCUCUCCCGAGAUAGGGGGUACCAUAACUGUGGUGUCUGCUCCUAAGAAAAAGAACAGUGGCGGAAGCAAAAAGAAAAGUCCUGUUGCUGGUGGAGCAACACCCAAACCUGUAGGCGGAGCUGAUAAAAAGAGCAAAGUGAAGACACCGGGAGGAACACCUGGAGUGGCUGGAGGAACAGUAACACCUGGGACAGGAAGCAAGAGCAAAAGCAAAACUAAGACAAACACUAUUACUCUAGUGGGAGCAAAGAAAAGGAAGAGAAAUGCUUCCUCAGACCAUUCUGAUGGGGAGUUGAGUCCAGCCUCACCUGCUACACUGGAAGAUGACAUGAUUAUGAAGAGGCGCUCCAAUCGUGUGGUGAAGAGGAAGAAGUACACAGAGGACCUGGAUAUCAAGAUAACAGAUGAUGAGGAUGAGCAGGAAGAUGUAGAUGUUACUACGACUGCAGCAGCUGUCGCCUCCAUCAGUGGCAGCACAGCAGCACAGCUUAAACAGGAAAUGGAGCUGGACGGUGAUGGGCAGCCCACCAUGCAGUUCUUUGUGGAAAAUCCAAGUGAAGAAGAUGCUGCGAUUGUGGACAAAGUUCUUUCCAUGAGGUUAACCAAAAAAGAAGUGUGCCCAGGCCAGUACACCACUGUUGAAGAAUUCUUUGUGAAAUACAAGAACUAUUCAUAUUUACACUGUGAAUGGGCCAGCUUGCAACAGUUGGAGAAGGAUAAGAGGAUCCACCAGAAGAUCAAGAGAUUCAAGACUAAACACGCACAAAUGAGACACAUCUUCCAAGAGGAGGAGGAGCCUUUUAAUCCUGACUAUGUUGAAGCAGACAGGAUCCUAGACGUGUCCCAUAGUGUGGACAAGGACAACGGAGAGCCUGUUAUCUACUAUUUGGUGAAGUGGUGCUCCCUGCCUUAUGAAGAUGCCACUUGGGAGCUGAAGGAGGAUGUAGACGAGGGCAAGGUUGAGGAGUUCGGCAAAAUCCAAAACCGACAACCUCGUCUGAAGAAAAUGGCUCGGCCUCCUGCAAGUUCGUGGAAGAAACUGGAAGAGACCAGAGAGUACAAGAAUGGGAACAUACUCAGAGAGUACCAACUGGAAGGAGUCAACUGGCUGCUCUUCAACUGGUACAACAGGCAGAAUUGUAUCCUGGCAGACGAGAUGGGUCUGGGCAAGACUAUCCAGUCCAUUGCACUGCUGUCUGAGGUGUAUAAUGCUGGAAUCCAAGGCCCCUUCCUUGUUAUUGCUCCACUCUCCACCAUCACUAACUGGGAGAGAGAGUUCUCCACAUGGACCAACAUGAACGCCAUCGUCUACCAUGGGAGCUUGGCCAGCCGUCAGAUGAUCCAGCAGUAUGAGAUGUACAGCAAGGACGACAAGGAUCAUUUGAUUCCUGGUGCAUAUAAGUUUGAUGCCCUCAUCACAACCUUUGAGAUGGUGUUGUCCGACUGUCCUGAGCUGAGGGAAAUCUCGUGGCGUUGUGUCAUCAUUGAUGAGGCUCAUCGCCUCAAGAAUCGCAACUGCAAGCUUUUGGACAGCUUGAAGAUGAUGGAUCAGGAACACAAAGUGUUAUUGACCGGCACUCCUCUUCAGAACACUGUGGAGGAACUCUUCAGUUUACUCCAUUUCCUGGAGCCAGCUCAGUUCCCCUCUGAGACUGAGUUCCUCAGAGACUUUGGAGACCUGAAAACAGAAGAACAGGUUCAGAAGCUACAGGCCAUCUUGAAACCUAUGAUGUUAAGGAGGCUAAAGGAGGAUGUUGAGAAGAACUUAGCACCCAAACAGGAGACCAUCAUUGAGGUUGAGUUGACUGAUGUCCAGAAGAAGUAUUAUCGAGCCAUCUUGGAACGAAACUUCAGUUUCCUCAGUUUAGGGGCAAACAGUAACAGCAAUGUCCCUAACCUGCUCAACACUAUGAUGGAGCUACGCAAGUGCUGCAACCACCCCUACCUCAUCAAUGGUGCAGAGGAGAAGAUAGUAGCCGAGCUGCGGCAGGUUUACGACCCCAUGGCUCCGGACUUCCAUUUGCAGGCCCUGAUUCGCUCAGCAGGCAAGCUGGUGCUGCUGGACAAGCUGCUGCCUCGCCUAAAGGCUGGUGGCCACAAAGUGCUGAUCUUCUCUCAGAUGGUGCGCUGCUUAGACAUUUUGGAGGACUACCUCAUCAACAAAAGAUACCUUUAUGAGCGUAUUGAUGGCAGAGUGCGUGGAAACCUGCGCCAGGCUGCCAUCGAUCGCUUUAGUAAACCUGACUCAGACCGCUUCGUCUUCCUGCUGUGUACCCGAGCUGGCGGUUUGGGUAUUAACCUCACUGCUGCUGACACCUGUGUUAUAUUUGACUCUGACUGGAACCCUCAAAAUGACCUGCAGGCCCAAGCAAGGUGUCAUCGUAUCGGUCAAUCGAAGGCAGUUAAAGUCUACCGCCUGAUUACAAGGAACUCCUAUGAGAGGGAGAUGCUGGAUAAAGCAAGUCUGAAGCUUGGGCUGGACCGUGCCGUCCUGCAGAGCAUGAGUGGCAACAAGGAGAGUAACGUCAAUGGGAUCCAGCAGUUCUCUAAGAAGGAGAUAGAGGACCUCCUGAGAAAAGGAGCGUAUGCUGCCAUCAUGGAUGAGAAUGAUGAGGGCAGUCGCUUUUGUGAGGAGGAUAUUGAUCAGAUCCUUCAGCGAAGAGCCACCACCAUUACCAUUGAGAGUGAGGGCAAGGGCUCCACCUUCUCCAAGGCCAGCUUUGUCGCCUCCGAAAACCGCAAUGACAUCGCCCUGGACGACCCUGAAUUCUGGGAGAAGUGGGCAAAGAAGGCCGACAUAGAUAUGGACACCAUCAACCGCAAGAACACCCUUGUGAUAGACACUCCCAGAGUACGCAAGCAGACUCGACAAUUUUCCAGUUUACGAGGCGAGGGUGGAGACCUGUCUGAUUUGGACAGUGAUGAUGAGUAUCCACCUGCCAAUUCCAGACAGUCUCGUUCUUCCCGACGCGCUGACCGCCACAGUGGAGGAGGAUACGGCCGCACGGACUGUUUCCGGGUCGAGAAACACCUUCUUGUCUAUGGUUGGGGACGUUGGAGAGACAUCCUGUCACAUGCUAGAUGUAAGCGACGUUUGAGUGAGCGGGAUGUUGAGACGAUCUGCCGUGUCAUCCUGGUCUUUUGUCUGCUUCACUACCGUGGAGAUGAGAACAUCAAGAGCUUCAUCUGGGAGCUCAUCACUCCGCCGGAGAACGGGUGUGGACCAACAACUCUACUCAACCACUCUGGACUGUCUAUCCCUGUUCCAAGAGGCAGAAAGGGUAAAAGGGUAAAGGCCCAGAGCACAUUUGAUGUUCAGAAAGUGGAGUGGAUCCGAAAGUACAACCCUGACACUCUUUUGUUGGAUGAGAGCUACCGCAAACAUCUCAAGCACCAGUGCAACAAGGUAUUGCUCAGGGUGCGUAUGCUCUACUACCUGAAGCAGGAAGUGAUUGGCGAACAUGCAGACGCCGUUCUGAAAGGAGCUGUCAUAAGGGAGCUUGAUAUCUGGAUGCCUGAGAUGGAGCAACAGGAAGUGCCAGCAGGAUGGUGGGAUUCUGAGGCAGACCGCUCACUGCUCUCUGGUGUAUUCAAACAUGGUUAUGAAAUGUACACCACCAUGCGUGCUGAUCCCUGCCUCUGCUUCCUGGAGAGAGCUGGUCGACCUGAUGACAAGGCCAUUGAUGCUGAGCAGCACACUGGUGACACUGAGAUGGGGGAAGAUGCUGACUAUGAUAAAUACUCAGAGGACCCAGAGUUCAAACCGGCCUCAAGGCACAAAGAUCUUUUCGAGGAGAAUGACUCGAUGAACGUGGAUGAUGAGAUUUCUGUUGAGGAAAGGUCGGGGCCAUUGGUCACAGAAAACUUACUGAGCCUGAGUGGUGCGAGCAACUGGCCCUCAAGCUCAUCACUCACAGCAAGGUUACGUCGGCUUAUCACGGCUUUCCAACGCAGCUACAGACAGGAGCAGCUGAAGAUUGAAGCUGAGGCAAAGGGUGACCGCAGGCGCAGGCGGUGUGAACAAGCUAGUAAACUGAAGGAGAUUGCACGGCAGGAGCGCCAGCAGAGAUGGACACGUAGAGAGGAGUGUGACUUCUACCGUGUGGUAUCGACCUUUGGUGUGGUGAAGUUGAAAAAGGAACCAGAUUUCCCUGAGGCCGGAGACCUUGAAUUUGACUGGACUCGCUUUCGUACCUUUGCUCGCCUGGAUAAAAAAACUGACGAGAGUCUCAGCCGAUACUUCCGCUCUUUUGUUGCCAUGUGUCGGAGGGUUUGCCACCUCCCCCCAGGCAGAGAAGAUCCUGCAGAGAAUUCCCAGACUGUGGCCCCCAUCACUGAGGAGCGUGCUUCCCGUACCCUUUACCGUAUUAGCCUUUUGCGUCGCCUGCGUGAGCGAGUCCUGCCCCACCCCUCCCUGGAGGAGCGUCUAACCCUGGCCCUGCCGAACUCCGAGCUGCCCAGUUGGUGGAAUAUACCAGACCACGAUCGUCAGCUGAUGCUUGGUGCUAAUCUGCAUGGUGUCAGCCGCACUGAGCUUUCCAUAUUAGCAGACCCACAGUUCACCUUCAAUCAGGCUAGGGAAGAGUUCAUCCAGAACCAGCAGGCCCCUCCACCGCAACCACUUCCCAUCAUGCCCCUCAUCCAGCCCAAGACUGAAGAUGACCUGCCAGAUGUAAAGGAGGAGGUAGCUGAUGAUGAGGCCCGGUUGCUAGGUGCUGAACUCUUGGCUGACCUGCAGAGCACACCUUUAAGUCACCAUGAUGGAAAAGUACAUGGCCAGGGCUGGAACUUCAAAAAGAGCAGGGGGAGGGGAGGAAGAACGGAAGGAGGAACAAAGGGAGAGGGAGGAUCUGAUUCAGAUUCAGAUUCUGAUUCAGGCUCCUCAUCAUCAGAGCAAUCAGGGAGCAGCGACGAAAGCGGGGAGAGUGAGGAAGAGGGAGAAAAGGCAGCCAAGGUGUGUGAUAUGGAUGAAGAUAAUAGUUUACUCUCCAUUACUCCGUCUCAGGAUGGUAUUCCACCUCCUGAUCCUAUCAGAGUUGACUGGCCCAAGGACCGUGUAUUGAUCAACAGACUGGACACCUUGUGUACACUGGUGCUGACUGGUCAGUGGCCCUCAGGGCGGCGGUAUGUGCCUGAGGCUCAGCUCAACCCGAGCUCAGACCUGAUGGGAGAUGAGAUGGCCUUCACAAGGCUGAUCCGUAAACCCAGCAGCAUGACUGCUGGCCCAGGGGCAGAAGGAGAAGAUGGAGAGUUCACAGUCAAACUCCUUAAGGAGGAGGGGCUGAAGCUGACGUUCUCUAAGCAGGCUCUGAUGCCCAAUGGGUCAGGAGAGAGCAGCAACCGCAAAAAACGCAAGGACCAAGAGCUGUCAGACACAGAGGGUCUCCUUGAUCCACUAGAGCGCACUCCUCGACGGAGGGACCCCCCAACAUGGCUGAAAGAGAACCCAGAUUAUGAGGUGGAGGGAGACAUGCUGGAGCUUCUUGUAAACAGGAGCAAAAGGAAGAGGAGGAGGAGGGCAAAUAAAGUUCUAACUGGUAGCGAGAAGGUUAAAGUCAUCAACAUGAGGACAGGGAAGAAGGUCGGCGCUGCUUUCUGUCCAAUGCUGCAAGAUCUGAGGGAGUAUCUCGAGGAGAAUCCUGAUAACGCCGUAGCGCCCGAUUGGUCUGACACAGUUCGCAGCUCUGGUUUUCUGCCGGAGACCCACUUCCACCGACUGCUGACUGAGCACUCGGACAUCCCUAAGAAAAGCAGACGCCGCCAUCAUCAUCACCAUCACCACCACCAUCAUCAUCAUCACCACACUCCAGAGCCUGUUCCUGAAGACCCCAACCUGGACGGAGUUGAAGAGGAGACUCUGGUCUCAGAUGGAGCCUACAUGAUGGAUGAGGAGGACCUGGAGACCUCUCAUCACUUUCUCACCAGUCCAGACUUUGAUGUUAAAAUGAUGGGUGGUGACAGCAUUUCCCAUGGUGACUAUGACAGCUCGGAUCAAGAAGCAUUAUUGGACGAUGUCAUCAUAGCACAGAAGGACUCUGACUCCUCAUCAAGUUCAGAGGAUUGACUGAACCCCACUCUUUAAACUCAUCUGACUUAGUCCCUUCACAACAUUGAAUCAUGUUAUUUCUCAUUUAUUUUUUUACCACAUUAUGUUUAUUUGUUGGUUGCUACUUUUAUUCAUUUAUUUUAUAUAGGACUGUUUUUUCAUGAACGAUGCAGGUUUGCACCCAAUUCAUUUUCUUUUUUUAAUCACUGAGAAUUGUGUUGUCUAUUUCAAUCGACCCUCCAGCAAAAUGGCAAAAAAGCUGAGCUAUCUUUUCUCACGACUUGAUAUUCUCCUAUUCCUCGAAAACCUGUGAAUUACCAUCACAUUCCCAGCCGUGACCAAAAGGGGACAUCUACUGUACAGAAAACCCUUUUAUUAGCUAAGAACCUCAAUGCUGGUCCUCCAGCGCUACAUGAAACUGGACUUGUGUACUGAGCAGAGCCUGGAUCCAGACUCCAUCAUCCCCCCCCACCUCAUGGUCACAUCCUCUGCAUCCAGGCGAGUCUGAACUGAAAGGGGAUCCAGUGUGUGGAUGUACUGUUAUCGUUUUCCCUCUGUGGGUGGGGUGGGGUGGGGUGGGGGUUGAGCUGGGGGUAGGGGAGGGCGGGUUGGCGUAUUAGUUACUGAAUCAGUGCUAGGAGGAUGGGUGUAAUGUACAAUGUAGAGCUGGUCAGUUAUGUACAAUGGUGCAGAUAAGACCACAAUGAGUUACUAUUGUUUUAUGAUCUGACUGUAUCUGUGAUAUGAAUAACAGCAAUCUAAAGUGAAAAGUUUGUGUGUAUUUUUACAGAUUUCACCAAACACAGGCAACAAUUAAGUUUUUGGUUUGUACACACGGCCAAUUCAUGUCCAUAAUUAAACCAUGAUGAAUAAUACAGCAGAUGAUCACACGCAA